AUGGCGGCAAUAUAUGAAGCACCGGAGAAGAAAUGCCCACUCGUCACCAACCUCCCUCUGACGCCCGGACGUCUCCGGGAUAAAUGGGCGGAAGGCUGGAUUGUGCCAAGGAAUAACAAAGGGAGUAUCAAUGAUCCAAACAACUUUAGAGCGCCGGCGAGCCUGAGUCUGCAAACAAAAAGCCUGGUUUACCCAUUUGCAGGACGAACAAAUGCUGUACAGGACGUGAAACAAGUGGCCGUCAUUAAUAGGAUGUCCGGAGUGACCCCCCUACCUGCAAUACCAGGUGACGACGAGUUCCGUGCAAGCAACAGGAGUACACCAUACAUUGCUGUAUCUGGUGCCAGAACAAAUACACGCAUCAGUACAGCACGGAUAGGAACAACGACCUACCUGUUCAACAGAAGUAACUGAUACCUACGCCUGUCUCUUCAUUUGCAAUAAAAUACCUGGGACCAGAUACCAAGAUCGUCUGUCAACGAAGCAAUCAAGCCGUAACAACAGUGCUAGGAUAUGGAUAGGAACCGUUGCUGGGGCAGGGACUACUUCCUCAGGGACAGCAAAAUGCUUUCUUCCUCCUUCAAGUGCCACUAUGAUACGGCAAAUGCACCAGCUUACAGCGAGCACUCUCUUCAAGCUACUUAAAGAAGCCUACAGGCUGUACAAUGUCAGUGAGUG
This is a messenger RNA of Mya arenaria, 678 nucleotides long. RefSeq lists its product as uncharacterized. The coding region runs from base 1 to 414 and encodes 137 amino acids. NCBI's taxonomy places the organism in Eukaryota, Metazoa, Mollusca, Bivalvia, Myida, Myidae. The transcript is spliced from 7 exons. The record is from RefSeq and is a predicted model, not a curated record.